AUGGCACCACACAAGUACGGAGGGCUAGCUUUUAUAGCCGAAGUAUACUUUGGCUCCCCUUCCAUACGGCAGUAUCUUCACGUCGAUACCGGAAGCAGUCUUACAUGGACACAAUGUUUCCCGUCAUCCCAUUCAUUUGUUGAUCACAUUUAUCCAAAGUAUUGGCCCGAAGACUCAAAUACCUACCGUGAUGCGGAGUGUGAACCAACGGCGAACAAUUCGAAUCCAAAGUUUAGCUUUUCUGAUUCGAGUGGAGUAUGCAGCUACGAGCAAACAUAUGUAGAUGGAAAUCUAAUUCGAGGCAGACUUGCUGAAGAAAUGAUUACAUUACAGCUGCGGAAUGGUGAGUUCAAAGUGGUAUACGACGUUCAUUUUGGGUGUAACGAUCAAGCCGUGGGUGAAGACUAUAUAGGAACGGGCAUACUAGGCCUCGCGGCUGGAAACUUCUCCCUCGUAGAGAAGCUCGGGUCAAAAUUUUCGCUUUGUUUCGGUUGGAUAAGGGAAAGUAAACCCACUCACAACUUAAUCCUUGGUGAUGGUGCAAAUCUACAGGGUAAUCCGACCGAAAUUAAUAUCACGGGAGGCCAUUAUAUGUGUACACUGGAGUUCAUUCUUGUUGGUGAGGAAUUAAAAACCGUGAACGACACAAUCCAGGCCGUAUAUCUUGACACCGGCUAA
Molecule: messenger RNA, 678 nt
Organism: Arabis nemorensis
Lineage: Eukaryota; Viridiplantae; Streptophyta; Magnoliopsida; Brassicales; Brassicaceae
Source: the annotation of a GenBank genome assembly